AAUUUAGACUCUUCCUAAUUAUUUUUUGAUAAUAUUUUAUACAUCAUAAUUUAUAUUUCGUAAAGAUUAUUUGACAACAUAAUCUUAUGAAAAAAUCAAAUAAUUUUAUCCAAAAAUAACUUCUUUAACAAUAGAACAAGAAAAAGUCAAUUAGGAAGUACUAUGUUUCCGUCAAAUCUAGUUUAAAUUCUGUUUUGAUAAAGAAAAUUAAUGAAAAAAGCUCAAGAAUUAAGAUCUCAAUAUUUCUCCUUUUCUUUUCCCUUUUCUCUGUUAUCAUUGCUUUUUAUAUUAUCCUCCUAAAUCAUUAUUAAGAAAGUUAUUGAAAUUAAAUUUGAUGGGUUUUGCUCAAACAUUUUUCAAAAAGAAAAGGGGGAUAAGUAAUAAUCCAGAAGAUGCAAAUUGUAGCCAUGAAAAUCCUUUGUUUGAACCUUUCUCCUCAUCAUUACGUUCACGGAAUAAUAAUAAGGAGGAGCUUGAACUAGUUUUUAAGAAAUUUGAUGUCAAUGGUGAUGGUAAAAUUUCCUCAUCAGAGUUGGGAUCAAUUAUGGGAAGUCUAGGCCAACAAGUGACUGAGGAAGACUUGCAGAUAAUGAUAAAAGAGGUUGAUGCAGAUGGAGAUGGAUUCAUUGAUUUUAAUGAAUUCGUUGCUCUCAACACAAAAGGUAUUGACUCAGAUGAAGUUUUGCACAAUAUGAAAGAAGCAUUUUCAAUAUACGACGCUGAUGGAAAUGGAAAAAUUACAGUUGAAGAGUUGCAAAUGGUAAUGAAGAGUUUAGGGGAUGAUGUCUCUUUGGGUGAUUGUAAAAGGAUGAUUCAUGGGGUUGACAGUGAUGGUGAUGGAACAAUUAAUUUUGAGGAAUUCAAAUCCAUGAUGAUGAUGGGUGCACGUCUUAAUACAAUGACAAUAGAUUAGUGACAAGCCACACCAUCAAUUGAUGUUGUGACGUAAUCACAUUCACAAAUUAACCUAACAUUUUUUCUGGCCAUGAAAAUGAAAUUAAGUUUUGAGAAAUAUCUGCAAUCCAAAUUCGUCUUCAAUACCAAACUAGAGCCACCUGCAAAUCUGCAAUACUCGAAUACAAAAUCGGAAAUUCAAAUGAGGUGAGAAUGACCAUUUGUAUCUCCAAAGUUGUGGGAAAAAAAAGAACAAGAUGAUUUAGAGAAGAAACCUUUCGCCAUCAGCGAUUUAUUUUAUUUUAUUUUAUUUUGUAUUCCUGCUUUGAUUUCUAAAAUUUGUAUGUAACCCAAUUAUACCUUUACUAGAUUUGAAUGCACGGGUUAA
Molecule: messenger RNA, 1282 nt
Organism: Spinacia oleracea (spinach)
Lineage: Eukaryota; Viridiplantae; Streptophyta; Magnoliopsida; Caryophyllales; Amaranthaceae
Product: probable calcium-binding protein CML25
Exons: 1
Coding region: 335-913 (192 amino acids)
Molecular function (GO): calcium ion binding
Source: RefSeq, a predicted model, not a curated record